AUGUCACGAAUUUCUAUGCUUCUUUUCUUUUACUUUUAUUUUAUUACUACUUCAUAUUCUCGUUAUUUUGAUGUGUGCCCAUCCAGAAAAAUGUCCAUUGGUGCAUGUCUUGCCGGAUUGUGUCCUCUAGGAUCCGAAUGCAUUAACAAUUACUGUUGCAAGGACAGAAUAAUUGCAACUACUACAGAAUCAUCAUCAACCGAAGAAACUGAAGUGUUUGGGUUAUGCAAAAAUGGACAAAGCGCUAUUGGUGAAUGUAUCUCUAAACUCUGUCCCUCCGGAUACUUGUGUGAGGAGAAUUUGUGUUGUGAUAACCAAACCACAACUACAAAUCUACCAUUAUCUGAAACAACUACUUAUACAAUCCGAGCUAAAACCUUUACUACAUCCACACAGUUAUCAGAAAUUUCUAUGACCACUGGCAGUGAGAUCACAACACCAGAACAAUCCGUAGAAAUCAUGGAAAUAGUUGAUGAGACUACUAAACCGGAUGAGAACGUGGAUAAUUCUACAACUGAAGACGAAGAUGAUGAAGACUCGGCUGAUGAAGAAGGAUGGGAAACAACCGGCUCAUUUGAGACUUCAACCGUGGACGGAACAGAGACAGAAACUGUUCGAAACUCUUUUAGAGUUCUUAAGUCGAAUGAAUCAAAAGAAACAACUGAGGAAGAAGCAAUGACAACAACAACCAGAAGAAUCGACUACGAAAUAACUGGUGAAGAAACCGAAGUGGAUGACAUCCAACUCACAUCCACAACAACUCAAAAAAGUACUAGCACGACGAAAAAAUCAGAUAGUAGUGGAUGGAAAACCACAACUGCUCAAAUCCAUGUGGAAACAACUACGGAGGAGCAUCAAAUUUGUCCUAUAGGAGCAUCAAUUGGAGAAUGUAUCAGCGAUCAAUGCCCGGAAGGACAUACUUGUUUCAUGAAUGCAUGUUGUAUAAUCACACCACAAAUUAAUUGUACCGACACACUUAAAGGUUGCUUACCUCAUUUAUGUAAUAAAAGAGGUUAUAAGGAGUUUACAACAACAAACUGUGCUAAAACGUGUGCACGUUGUCACGUGUCUGAGCUGACAUCAUUGGAUCUCGUCGGAUGCCGUGAUCGUCGAUCCGAUUGCAAGGAAUGGGCAGCGGAAGGAUUUUGUGAGAGUUCAUUGUACUCAAUACGUCAAAAAUUGAGAUUUUGUGGACAGAGUUGUAAACUCUGUUAG
Molecule: messenger RNA, 1215 nt
Organism: Necator americanus (New World hookworm)
Lineage: Eukaryota; Metazoa; Nematoda; Chromadorea; Rhabditida; Ancylostomatidae
Exons: 10
Coding region: 1-1215 (404 amino acids)
Source: RefSeq, a predicted model, not a curated record